AUGACGACCCAAGUCAGCAUUGACUCGAUCCUAUCAAAGUUCCCCAACAUCCUCUCCCCUGCAGAGAUGCAGCUGCCGCCUGAGAAGCGCGGGGAGGUGUUGAGGCAGCGCGUCGCCGCGAUUGUUCAGUCAAACCGGCGUAACGCUGAGGCCCAAAAGGCUGCUCAGCUUGCGGCUCAACAGGCUGCUCAGCAAAAGGCCGCUGCUGGCAUCAUGGGGGCUGCUGUAGCAGGGCAGCCUGGAGCUAUCCGGCCGCCUAAUCCAGCGGGGCUGGCAGGCCCAAGCCAGAGUCCGCGUAUCGGGAUGCAGCAGCCGCAGCUCCAGAUGAACGGCCAGCCGCAGAUGAACCAAAAUGCUCUUGCCGAGCAGCUCCGUCUUCAGCAGGCAGCCCAGGCGCAACAGGUGCAACAACAGCAGUUCCAGAACAUCCUUGCAAACCAGCAGCGUCUUCAGCAGCAGCAGGCUGUUCAGGCUGCUCAGCAGCAGCAACAGCAGCAGCAGGCGGGGCAGAUUACCCAGGCGCAGGCGCCCACACCAAGCGCCGUGGCGACCCCAAUGGCCCAGUCUUUGACGUCCCUCACCUCGCCAUCACCACAAGCCCAGCAGUCGCCAGCAACCACUGCAGGAAUGCUCGGCGCCUCACCUGUCGCGACGCGCAUGCAGCCCGUUCCCAGCGGUGGUGCUGGUCCAGGGAUGCAGCAGGCCGGCACCCCAGUGCAAGCUGGCCAGCCGGCCCCACCGGGAUUGAGCGUUUUCGGCAGCGACCCGACAAAGAUCAUUGAGCAGCUGCCACAGCUCAUGAAGAUGCGCCAGUCGGGACAGAUGAAUGCCGAGAUGCAAAAGACAUUUGACACCCUUCUCUCUACCCCAGAGGCCAAGGCGUACCUCCAACAGUUUUCUCAGCGCCAGCAGCAGGCUCAGAUGCAGCAGCGCAACAUGGCGGCGGCGGCGGCUGCAGCCAACGUCAACUCGCCCAACCAGCCCACAGCCAUCCUUGCCGCCCAGCAGAUUGCGCACCUGCAGCAAGCACAGUACCGCCAGGGACCUCUUGCCAGGCAUCAGCAGCAGCAACAACAGCAGCAGCAGGCCGCCGCUGCAGCAGGUCUUGGACCCGAAGCACUCGCACAGCUCGGACCACAGCAGCUCGCCCAGUAUGCUCAGCAACAAGGAGGACAGCAGUUCCUCGCCGCUCAGCUCCAGCAGCAGCAGCAACAGCAGCAACAACAGCAACAGCAGCAACAGCAGCAGUUCCAGCAGCAGUUCCUCGCUCAGCAACUGCAACAGAACCCUCAGCUUCAACAGCAGCUGCAGCAGAACCCCCAGCUCCUCCUCCGCCAGCAGCAGCUCGCUGCCCAGGCUCAGGCUCAGGCGCAAGCACAGGCUCAGGCGCAAGCUCAAGCCCAAGCUGUGAACCGCACCCCAUCGCUGGGACAGACCCAGCUGCCGAACAUUCAGGCAAACGCUCUGCAGGGGUUGCAGCAGCAACAAGCGGCUCAGAUCCAGGCGGCUCAGAUCCUCCAGCAGCAACAGGCCGCCGCCCAGGCGGCCGGUAUCCCGAUUACGCCUCAACAGGCGCAGCAGAUGGCGGCGGCGGCACUGGCCAGCGCGAAUGCUCAAGCUCAAGCCCAAGCCCAAGCACAGGCGCAAGCACAGGCCCAGGCCAACAACAACUUUGGCUCGCCGCGUCCGCCUGCCGCUCAGGGCCAGCAGCAGCAGCAACAGCAGGUCACUCAACAGCAGCAGCAACAACAGGCGGUUCAGCAACAGCAGCAACAACAACAGACGGCCCAGCAGAAGCAGAUUGCCGAUCUUCGCACGCGCUUAAUGCAAAUGCCCGAGGGUGACCGCGAAAAGGCCUUUGAGAAGAACCCCAAGUUGCGCGCGCUCUUCUAUGGCAACCUCAACCUGUCGUCGACCCAGCUCAUGCAGCAACAGCAGCAACAGGCCGCUCAACAGGCGGCUGUCCAGCAGCAGCAGGCUCAGGCCCAAGCCCAGGCUCAAGCUCAGCAGCAGGCCGCCCAACAAGCUGCUCAGCAGCAGGCCGUUCAGCAGGCUCAGGCGCAACAGGCCCACCUCCAGCAACAGCAGGCUGCUCAACAGCAGCAGCCGCAGGGCGCGGGUACGCCUACGAUGCAGCAGCAAGCUCGUCCUCCUGUCGGCUUCCCUGUCAUUAACAACCUGCAUAUUCCGCAGAACAAGCAGCGUAACCUCGCUCAAGGAGGUCAGCAACAGCAGCAGUCGUCGCCUGGGAGCUCGGUGGCGUCCCCACAAGUCCGCCCCAACAUCCAGAUGGCAGCCGCUGCUGUCGCCGCCGCGGCCCAGGGCAACACUGCUGCUGCCCAGCGCAUGUUCCAGCAGGGCAUCCCUGUGGCAUCUCCGGGCCCGUCACCUGUGGUUCGACCACCUGGAGUUCCUUUCCAAGCCAUGCCUGGACAGGCCCUCACGCCCCAACUCAUCUUGUCCGACUUGGACAAGAAGGGAUCCCUGCCACAGGCUCAGCCCGUGCAGCAGCGCUCAACCAACGACAUUGUCAAUGGUAGCCUCGAUCGCUCGGGUUCGAUCAUGUCGCGUGUUACGUGGACGGCCACCCCGGAGCACGAUGCCGAGCUGCGCACCAAGCUGUUUGAGAUGCACGCAAUCCCGUCACGCUCUGCUGGCCGCGCCACUUUGCUCGAGGGUCUCUCGACUGUGCCCACUCUGGCCAACGUCCUCGGCGAGCGCCUCCCCAACGACCUCCGUACCCUCACCGAGGUCGACGCCGAUACAAAGAGUGAAACUCUGGCUGCGGCCAAGGGCGGCAAGAAGCACGAUAUCGAGGGAAGCGGCAUGCCAGGCCAGAAGAAGCAAAAGGUUCAAGACCUUGCUUUGACGAUUGACAAGAGUCUCGACAUUGAGCGUCCUGUCGAGGACCUCCUGUUAUCUCUGUCGGACGAGUAUGUCGACCUCGUGUCCCAGACAAGUUGCCAGCUGGCCAAACACCGUAAUGCGGCCACGAUCGACCGCAAGGAUGUUCAGUUUGCGUAUGAGAGCCUCUUUGGACGCGCACUGCCAGGCUUUUCGUCGGAUGCGAUCCGUCUCGACCAAGCCCGUUCGUCACGGCGUCAACCGGGCCAGCAGCGUCAGGCCAAGCUCAAGCUCAUCAACGACGCAAAGGCCAACUGGCGGAAAGAAAAAGACGAAGCCGCCAAGGCGGCCGAGCAGGCUAUUGUUGCCGCACAAGCUCAGGCAGCGAUGGACGCCAUGGCUCCGCUUACCACCGACGGCACAAACACGGUUGCCAUGGGUACGGCUUGA
Messenger RNA from Apiotrichum porosum, 3294 nucleotides. It is a transcript of the gene TAF12, whose product is annotated as Transcription initiation factor TFIID subunit 12. Bases 1 to 3294 code for a protein of 1097 amino acids. The record is from RefSeq and is a predicted model, not a curated record. NCBI's taxonomy places the organism in Eukaryota, Fungi, Basidiomycota, Tremellomycetes, Trichosporonales, Trichosporonaceae. The transcript has 4 exons. Gene Ontology annotation, biological process: DNA-templated transcription initiation; RNA polymerase II preinitiation complex assembly. Gene Ontology annotation, molecular function: DNA binding; protein heterodimerization activity; TBP-class protein binding. Gene Ontology annotation, cellular component: SLIK (SAGA-like) complex; SAGA complex; transcription factor TFIID complex.